This is a messenger RNA of Closterium sp. NIES-67, 1164 nucleotides long. The record is from the annotation of a GenBank genome assembly. Lineage: Eukaryota; Viridiplantae; Streptophyta; Zygnematophyceae; Desmidiales; Closteriaceae.
ACAGAUGCGAAUGUCGUCAUAGUCAGUCAUGUCCUGACAGUCCCCGAGUAUCGCAUAGCGACUGCGAUCAGGACACCCCAAACUCGCUCGCCAUCAGUCGUGACUCGCCUCUGUUGGGCAUAGCCAUCUGUCGCCCAAGUAGAGUCACGAAACAAUCGCCGUACAGCCGAAGCAUCCCGCUACUAAGUGCUCUACGUGCACUCACAAGCAGCCGAACACGUUAUCCUCCACUUCCCACCCUUAGUCAUUUUUCCUCUCCGUACAUCGUUCUGGUAGUAGCAGGGUCGAGGCGCAAUGCGGUGGCUCGUGCUUCUCUGCGUAGUGAGUCUUUUCCUCGUAGCUCGACCGGCAGAUGGGUUCGCUCCUCUUACCGAAUAUCGAGGCCUCUUUUUGGCGGUUCCUGGACGCGAUACAAGACGGGCAACAGUCCCGAUACGGUGCAAGCAUGUACAGUAGUGGAAAUGGCGUCGACCCCGCUGCGUCAUCCCCUUUUGGCAUGAGAACCGUACGAGAUAGCAAUUCAACAGGUGCUUUAAGAUCAGCUUUCGCCACAGCGACGAGCUAUCUGAACGAUCACCUGAGCAGACGGAAAACGCAGGACGAUUCGUUCACUCCGGGGUUCUGUUCCGACUACGAGGGAGCAGUCUAUAUCAAGGUCCUUACUGUAGACGACAUCGCCCGGCGCCUCAACUACCCGCGAACGCGCACCGUCAUUCUCGAGGUCAACAAAAACCUCGUACUCGAUAAAGGGCUCCUCUUUGACGGCCGAUACUCGUGCACUGUACUCCGCUCCAACAACUUAACCGGAUCGGGUUACAAAAUCUCCUACUUCGGAUCGGAUCAGCCUGUAUUGCGGAUAUGGAACACCAGCAAUGUGCUUGUACUGGGACUGAGCUUCUCUCUAGGGGUCCGCACCUCGUCCCCUGAAUGCGUCGGCAUUCCCGAGAACGGCAUCGGGGUAAAUUGCCCUACAAUUCACGUGUACAGGAGUUACGGAAUUCAGAUCGCCAAGGGGACUGUUUUCGGGCGCAUCGACCUGUUUCGGAGCAUGUCGUCGCGAGUCGACUCCAUGCGCGUGACAGGCGUGCCCGUGUUCAACAAAUCGCCGGGCGUGAUCCGCGUCGCCAUGAGCGGGCAUGGGCCCACGCUGCAGAAAGUUCGUAU